AUGUCUCUCGCCCCUGCCAGGGGUUCUUUACAUCUUUGCCAGCGGGGGGGGGGGGGGGGGGGGGGGCACAUCAACAGAGGUCAUGGUCCAGAUGUCACAGAAGGACGCCUUGCAAACGCUCUUCUCACGAGCUCACUCAAGUCAAACGAUCUUCCAGCCGAGGCUCAUGACGUCUGGGCAUUUUCCAAAGCCUGGAACGUCGCCCUAACCACGAGGAAUACGAUGAAGCCCAGCACGACCGCCGGCAUGGCAGUUUUGGCUCAGCUGGCCAAAGUUGAGGGACCUUUGUGCCUGCUGGUAUCACAGGAUCCGAUCGAAUAG
Colletotrichum graminicola M1.001 is the source of this 321-nucleotide messenger RNA. RefSeq lists its product as uncharacterized. The transcript has a single exon. The record is from RefSeq and is a predicted model, not a curated record. Bases 1 to 321 code for a protein of 106 amino acids. NCBI's taxonomy places the organism in Eukaryota, Fungi, Ascomycota, Sordariomycetes, Glomerellales, Glomerellaceae.